Patella vulgata (common limpet) is the source of this 853-nucleotide messenger RNA. RefSeq lists its product as uncharacterized. The record is from RefSeq and is a predicted model, not a curated record. NCBI's taxonomy places the organism in Eukaryota, Metazoa, Mollusca, Gastropoda, Patellidae. The transcript is spliced from 5 exons. The coding region runs from base 152 to 853 and encodes 233 amino acids.
AGUAACCAUAACAACGUUUACAACCGCCAUGAUGUUGUCAAUGUAAAUAUUGUAAUUUUGUAAAUACGUUUUAAAAUUCCAUUAGAAUCUAUCCAUUAUUUAUCGACUACCUGCUGCAAGUUCACGAUUCGAGUAAAAUCAUACCAACAAGAUGGCAACAAAUAAAAACAUAAAUGAGUGUGGGUGGUUUUAUCAUGCACCGGCGAAGAGAAACACAAAAUCUACAGAACCUGUUGAUACUCCGUACAUCUCACAGAUACCAGGACUUAGUGAAAUACCUCAAGAAGAAUUUACAACUGAUCCACAUAAACUUUAUUUUAAAGAAACAGACACUAAAUUUGUACGCAUGGCAAAACAGGGUGGACGCAAAGAUUUGUUGGUUUUUCGAGAACCAUCAGGUCCUUCUAAAGAAGCAAAAGGUUAUCCACGAGUAGAUUGGUUUUAUCUUCAAGAUAACGCCAUGGAAGACGCUGAGAAUGAGGGAGAGAAAAAGCCAUGGGAAUUUCUAUUACCAGAAUAUAUGGUACACGACAGCUACACACCUAGUUUUGCUGACGGAGCACCUGUCGGUAGUUACGGUCCAGGAGAGACAGGUCGUGUUCCAUAUGCCUGUGAUAAAGUGUCGGUAUUUCAGUCUGAAGGUAGAGACGCAACAGAUAAACGUGUCCGUCUGCCAGAAGCCAGGCCCCCAGGAUACGGGGUUAGAAACAGUAAACCAGUGAAAGCCAGAUCGCAGGCGGGUAAACCAACAGCCACUGUUUCGCAUCAAGAUCAUACAAAUACAAGCGUAACUAAGGGAGAUCGAUAUGGCCAGAUGAACCAAAUAAUAUCUAUAUUUUAUAUUCCAGCGUAA